Molecule: messenger RNA, 709 nt
Organism: Bufo gargarizans (Asiatic toad)
Lineage: Eukaryota; Metazoa; Chordata; Amphibia; Anura; Bufonidae
Product: natriuretic peptides A-like
Exons: 3
Coding region: 102-524 (140 amino acids)
Biological process (GO): neuropeptide signaling pathway; negative regulation of systemic arterial blood pressure; receptor guanylyl cyclase signaling pathway
Cellular component (GO): cytoplasm; extracellular region; nucleus
Molecular function (GO): hormone receptor binding; hormone activity
Source: RefSeq, a predicted model, not a curated record
ACAGGCUCCAGAUCACUGGGGGAAUAGAGAGAGGGUGUCACCUACAGGGACAUCAUCAACUUCACAGAGAAGCCACCAGUUUAUUCUGUCACCUGCUCACAAUGGAAAUGAAGCUUUCUGCCUUCUGCACCCUGCUCUGUGCCACCCUGCAGCUGCUCGCUUGCACAGCUCACCCUAUAGCUGAUCCAGACACUGACAGGGAACUGGAUUCCUUCAAGGAUAUCCUGGAAAGACUGGAGGAUAAACUGUCAGCCAUCGAAGAUUUACAACAAUCCAACCCCAGCGUCCCAGAGACCAGACAGGACGACCGUGAACAGCCAAUGACCCCAGAAGAGGCUGGAGUCCAAUUACCUGAGUCCAGAGAUGUCCGCAGCAAGUCCAUCUCCAUUAACGACUCCUUUCUCAAAGGGCUGAGAUCACUGCAGAGCCCCAAAAUGAUGAGGGGUUCAGGCUGCUUUGGGAGAAGGAUUGACAGGAUUGAUUCCUUCAGUGGACUGGGCUGUAAUGGAUCCAGAAGGUUUUGACACAAUGGGAACGCAGAGGGAAUCUUGCGCUACUUGAGGCCCCUCCCAAGACGACUCACCGAAACAUUACUUUUCUAUUUAUGACGACCCAGUUCAUAUUUAUUUAUUUAUAAGUAUUUAUUUCAUGUUUUAUAAAUGUAAUUUCUAACACUUCAUAGAUCAUAGUAAAUAUAUUACACACUUUC